AUGGACGGAGAAUUAGACUUAGCAGAUCAACAACCUCUUGAUGAUCAAGAAUAUGUUAUUGAAGGUAUUACUCAUAAUAAAAUCAUAAAUUGCUUAGAGGUUGAGUUGACUGAGGAUAGCAAAGGAGAAUUCAGCUACAAGGAAGUGAGUGAUAUUAGUGAUGUAACGGAAGAGUCAUACCCUGAGGGAUUAUCUUAAAUGAGAGCUGGAGCCAAAGAUCUUGAAAAUUACGAGAAAUUGAUGGAACAAACUAAAUAAAGACUCAAAAUUUUAGAUGAUGAUCAAGCCUCUGUAACUAGUACUAGAUUAGAGCAUUCAGAUGAGUUUUUAAGAAAUUUCUUUAUCAAGUUUGGCAUGAAAAAGACACUAGAAUCGUUUUAAUAAGAGUGGUUUGAAUUGAAAGCAAAAGGUCAACUAGACAUUAGAAAUAUGCCUGUACUUCCAGAAGUAUACAAAAUUAAUGCUGAGUUAUCAGAUGAAUUAUCAGCUCUUUAGCAAGAAUUGGACGAAGCUAGAAUUACUGCUGAAAAAGCAAGAUCAACUUAUGACAAACUAAGAAAGCAAAGAGACUUCCAAAAAAUCAAUCAUAGAAGAGUGUAACAAGAGAAGUAAAAACUUAAUAAUGACAUUGGUAAGCUAAAAAAAACCUAUGAAUAGUAUCAAGAGACAUUCAAGCAACUUUCAAAUAAUUACGAAACUGCAGUCAAAGAGAAAAUGCUCAUGAAGCUCGAGAAAGAUAGACUGUUAGCUAAAACUGAAAAUUUAGAAAACAAUCUCAGAUAAAUAGAUGAAAAUAACGUUAUUGAAAAAAAGGAAAAGGAAGAUAUGCAAAAAAGAUUAGAAGCCCAAAAGAAAAAGGGUGACAAUAACAAGAGUUAGGUAAAACCAAAGGGAAAUCCUUCCGUUAUACCUCCCAAAGACAAGCCUAACCCAUUCAUUGGCGAAUAAUACGAGCCAAUCAACUCACAUAUGUCAAUGAUUAAAACUUUCAAGGGACAUUUGAUGGGAGUUACAUGUCUUGCAUAUAAUCCAAAGAAAGCAAUAGUAGCGACAGGUAGUGAUGACACAACUUGGAAACUUUGGACAGUCCCCAAUGGUGAUCUGAUAAUGAGUGGAGAGGGACAUUUAGAUUGGAUUGGUGGAUUGGCUUUCAGUCCAAGAGGAGAUCUUUUAGCAACUUGCUCUGGUGAUGGAAAUGUCAAAAUUUGGGACUUUGUUAACGCUUCUUGCGCUUAUACUUUUACUGAGCAUGGUCAACCAGUUUGGAAAGUUGAUUUCCAUGAGUCAGGAGAUUUCUUGAUUUCAUGCUCUAUGGAUCAUACUAUCAAAUUAUGGGAUUUAAAUAUGCCAAAAAGCAGAUAUACAUUCAGAGGCCACGUAGACUCAGUUAACUCAAUUUAAUUUUAACCUUACUCCUGCAUGUUUGUCAGUGGAGCUGGUGAUAAAACAGUUUCUCUAUGGGAUAUCAGAACUAAUCUGUGCGUAUAAACAUUCUAUGGACAUAAUAAUGCAGUUAAUUCAGUCUAGUUCAAUUAGCGUGGAGACACUAUUGCCUCGGCUGAUUGUGAUGGAAUCACAAAGAUAUGGGAUGUCAGAAUGGUCAAGGAGCUUCAACAAUUCGAUAGUGGAUUAGCAUCAGCAAACAGAGCAGUAUUUGAUAAAAGUAACACAUACGUCCUUGUUGCAAGCGAAGACGCUACUGUCAAAGUGCACGCUUUGAGCACAAACAAUAAAGCUAAAAACUUUGGUGGUGAUGAUGCAAAUUAUAAGGAAAUCAGAGAAUCAGAUCCUGAUCUAGCGGAAGAAGGCUAUUAUGACACUAUUGAACUAGCCCAGAAGUUUCAAAGUCUUGGAGUCAAAAUAGAUAAGAUUUAUACAAGUGCUUUUAAAAGAGCCUUAUAAUCUGCAAUUACAUUUAGAAAAGGAUAUUACAGUGGAAAUGAUGAUAAGCAGGCUGAACUAUCAAUUAAUCUCAUGGUUAACCUCCAUGAAAAGGGUGGAUGCUAAGUAAAAGGUAUAGGUAAACCAGGACUCUCUCUCACAGAAGCCUUAGAGGUGGUGCCAGAUCUGUUGAUUGACGAAAAAAAUAAAGGUAAAAUAGAUGAGAAUGGCUGGUAUAAAGCUGAAGGCAAAGAAACUAGUGAUCAGUGUAUUGCAAGAGCAAAAGAAAUGUUGAAGGAAUUUAAAGAUCUAUAUGAGUAGAACUAAGGUUAAAAUAUCCUCGCUAUCUGCCACGGUGGAUUUAUGAAUACUAUUGCUUGUAUGUUUACGAAUAAUCUUGCCAACGUUGAUUCAAUGCAAUUGCAAUGUGCAAAUAACUCAUUUGCAAUCCUAGAUUUUUUCAUCAAUAAAAAUGAGCAUUAAGGAGAGGGAAGAGAAUUUGUUGAUGUUAAGCUCACAGGAUACAACUUAUUCCUACAUAGAUGA
This is a messenger RNA of Stylonychia lemnae, 2427 nucleotides long. NCBI's taxonomy places the organism in Eukaryota, Ciliophora, Spirotrichea, Sporadotrichida, Oxytrichidae. The record is from the annotation of a GenBank genome assembly.